CAUAACAAGCGGCAGCUGAAGGGAAUUAAGCUGCGCUUCAUUGAAGCACGCGCUCAGGACAAGGGUGUAUAAAAGAGUGGUGUUCUGGGCAAGCAAGGUGUGGUGUGGUGUAUCUGGGCUGGUGUGUGUCUUGACGGCGGCGUAACCGGAGAGAGCUGAAGGUUGGAUGUCUGAUCGGUGUUCUAGUGGGAAGAGAUUACACAGCAGAGGGGAAGGUCGCUGAUGUGUUCACGUCAAACUUCUGCAGUCGCCAUCCUUGGAGUCAUUCACCCUACAGCAAGAGGAGAAACAGGUCGACUAAUCACUGUGGAGAUGAACUGUGUUCAGGUUUUCCUUUGUGCCCGGAGUGGCGACGGACUCAAGCUGAGCUUGAACACCGCCAUUGCCUGUCCCUCGGGGAAGAGGUGAAGCUGUUGUCCUUCCGCCGACUGGUCUACGAACUCACACACCAGCCGAGCCCGAACACCGUCGUUGUCUGUCCCUCGGGGAAGAGGAGAAGUUGCUGUCCUCCCCUGGUUUGUUCUGUGAACUGACACACCAGCCGAGCCCGAACACCGUCGUUGUCUGUCCCUCGGGGAAGAGGAGAAGUUGCUGUUCUCCCCUGGAUUGUUCUGUGAACUUACACACCAGCCGAGCCCGAACACCGUCGUUGUCUGUCCCUCGGGGAAGAGGAGAAGUUGCUGUCAUCCCCUGGACUGUUCUGUGAACUUACACACCAGCCGAGUCUGAGCAUUGUCGGCUGCCUGUCUCACGAACACUUCCGAGGAGACGAAGGAAGCCACUGUCUCACCCACGAACAUUUGCAUCACUGCUUUUAAUGUUUUAAGUUAAUAAAAUACUUACCCUUUUAAAUCCACUUCUUGUUGUCCGCCUCUUGGUGUCCUCGGGUGUCUGCUCCUCCGGAGUGUGGUUAUUGGCCCUCGGCCCUAACAUCGGUGACAUCACUUUUGGCGUAGUCGGCAGGGUUACCACUCGGAGUUGAGCGGCCGGAGGACCCAGGAUGGCGGACGAGGACUUGCCAGCCGUCCGGCAGCCGAUGGCAUCUAUGUUCAUGGGAGUUCCGUGGGCUCAAAAGUAUGGUGGAUCUGGCUCUGAGUUGAGUUUUUCGGACUGGAGGGCGCAAGUGGAGUACUUGGCCGGACUGCAAGGGCUCAGUGAAGCCCAGAAGAUACAGUUUGUCUUGAAUUCACUUGAGGGGGAGGCGAAGAGAGAAGUCCGAGCAGCACCUGAAGCCGUCCGAGCCACCACACGGGCCAUAUUCGAAUUUCUGUCUGGGCAAUACGGUGAUUCGACUCCGGUGGCAGUGUUACGAACGCAGUUUUUCAAUUGUAAGCAGGUACCUGGGCAGACACUGCGAGCAUUCGCUCUGCGACUACGGGAACUGUUCUCCAGGCUGAAGAAUCGAGAACAUCAUGGACUGGGAGAGGAAGAGACACUGUUAAGAGACCAGUUCCUGUUGGGGUUACGAGAAGGUCCAAUACGACAGAGUCUGAGGUUACAGCUUCGAAGGGACGCCACCCUGACAUUCGAAGAUGUACGUAAGGAGGCCCUAGCCUUGGAACAAGAUCACCAUCAGACUGUAGAAACACCGGUGUGUAUGGCUGCAAGUGGAAUGAGUGCCCCAACACAGCCCGAACCGACCGACUGGAAGCGGACCCUACGUGCGGAGUUAAUGAAAGACGUCCGAGAAGAAAUGGCCGAACUCUCAAAAUCCAUUCUUGGAGAACUCCGCCGUGGACGGCCAGAGCCCCUGCCCCUACCUCGAGAACGUUCGUAUUCUGACGGAGGGAGAGAUCCGGGAAGACGCACCAGCCGUCCGUUCAGUUCCAGGUUCCAGUGGGAUGAGCAGGGGCGCCCGAUCUGCAACACCUGCGGAGAGCCCGGACACUACAGCCGCCAAUGCGGUUCCCGACGUAGCUCGCAAGGGGUUUUUUAG
Messenger RNA from Triplophysa dalaica, 1936 nucleotides. RefSeq lists its product as uncharacterized. The transcript has 2 exons. Bases 1001 to 1936 code for a protein of 311 amino acids. The record is from RefSeq and is a predicted model, not a curated record. Gene Ontology annotation, molecular function: nucleic acid binding; zinc ion binding. Lineage: Eukaryota; Metazoa; Chordata; Actinopteri; Cypriniformes; Nemacheilidae.